This is a messenger RNA of Amoebophrya sp. A25, 3516 nucleotides long. The record is from the annotation of a GenBank genome assembly. Lineage: Eukaryota; Dinophyceae; Syndiniales; Amoebophryaceae.
CAAACAGAGGCACCACCACAUUCUCAGCCCAUACUAAAUCUUAGAAAUAAUUACAACAAUGCACAUGCCUUCGUCAUCGCACCCUCAGCUCGCACUGUCCAACUAAUGACGCGCAAGAAAUCUUGAGAAGCUCGACUCGCCAAGAUGACCGACAUCCACUAUCUUCCUAUCGAAGAAGGAUAUGGUGAUACCUACAACGAAGAUAACGGCCAAGACUACCUCCAGGAACCCCAAGACGAAGGAGAACUUAAGAUUAACUACGAAGAAGAAGACCCAGAUGAGUCCCAACUUCGUCUAAACGGGAUUGCGCGUGAGAUAUUGCGCAAGGUCAAGGAAAAUGUUCAGUCCAUGACAGCUCUAGAUCUCAGUGGUUUGCUCUUCAGCAACACUUUCUACCGAGAAUUCGCCUGCCAUCGUAGACAUAAUACGGCAUUACGAGAGCUGUACUUGCAUAAUUGCAGACUGACGGACAAUUCUCUGCGACAGAUCUUGGGAUCAGACUACGAUAAAACGCCGCCAAAACAUUUGAAGGUACUAAGGUGUCUGCUUGAAGAAUGUAAAAAUAUAUAUAAGAGCAUUUUUGACAUUUUCAGAAAUCAUUCAUGAGUGAAUGACAUACAUUCAGACUGCUCGCACACUAUAAACAUACCUCGGAUGAUCCUAUUCUGCCAGAAAAACCAAGUACAGACAUUCACUCCCUUUCAGGUCCUCUCUUGCGAGAACAAUCUGUUGAAGAAUAUAUCUUGCUACUACUUGGCCCGCUCAUUCGGAUUGGUUAAGGACAAGUUCUCUCGCACCCAUGCUGGGCGAAAAGCAGUAAUUAUGGGUUUCCAAAUCACGACAUUCUCCUUCUCCAACAUUACAUCCUUGACAGUAGAAAAAAUAAUGUUCUUAGAAUGUUCUUAGGUGUAGUUGUACCACGAUUUAGACAAGGAACAAGUUCAUGUUCUGACGUGUGUAAUUCUUGAUUCUGCAACCUCUAAAGUAAGCCAUGGCCCAGCAAGAGAUCGGCUAGAAAAGCUGAACCUUCGUGGGAACUUUAUUGACGAAUCUGAGGGGAUGAAAUUUCUCUCUUACGCCUUGAUCCAGCAAGACAUGGCUCUGCAAGUUUUGAUCUUAGCGGAGAACAGAAUUGAUGGGCAUGGAGCGGCGUGGCUAGGGAUGGCGGUACUUCUAGAGAUCUUCGGAGUUGUUGUGGAUAGUCGUAGUGUCUGUUAGUUGUAAGCAUGAGAAUUGCGAUCUCAUCAUGACUUUGAGAGCAGACGCUGCCCUUCAGCGGUCAUCUACAACCACUAACCUGUUCCUUUGGUGCAUCAUAAAGACCUUCAGAGAAUCAAUUCCCGAUAUAGAAUUCUUCCACUUCUCCUCAACCCAACAGCUCCGCAACAACAACGUCCUUCGUUGCCUAGACCUUCGUGGAAAUCCAGUCGGACGCGAUGGUCGUCACGAGAUCCUGCUAGCUGCGGAGACAGCUGAUGCCAAUCUCCUCUAUUAUGGGUGAUGUUUUUUCCAUCCUUACAACUAUCCUUCCACCCAUCUGCAUUUCAAGGGGGGCAAACCUGCCAGGAUGCUCGGCCUAGAUAAACAAAAUACAAUGUUCAUAUCUAAAUCUAUGCUGCAGGCACAGACUUUGUGAACGCAUUGCCUGGGAGGCGUAAUGUGUGCAUUUACGUGGAUGCGGGAAUACUGGAUGAGGCGAAUAGGAAGAGGACGUUCGACACCCUCGACCCAAGAACCAAGCAGUCCUAUCCUGCUUUCCUGUCGCGUGAAGCCAUACUUAAGAAAGUACAGGAUGUGGAUGCUCUGCUCUCUUUCUUUGAGUCCCCCGUAAAAAUGCUUUGUCGAAAUGUUGCUUUCUUGACCUCGGAUUUGAGCUCCUAGGAGUUGACCUCCUAGGAGUUGACCUCCUAGGAGUUGGCUCAAUGUGAAGGAUCCCCAAACUGUAACUCAUCUCUUUACUAAUUUAGGUAGUCUAACAUACGCACAGAAGCGAGUCUGAAGCCCCCGACUAUUACAGGCAGGAAAGCGUUAGCGGCGAUGAUUAAGGCUAGUUUCUCACUAUCGCGUGUGGACUAUAGUAUACUGAGUCAAGUGCCCCGUGAUUAAAAGGGGAAACCAGAGCGGAAGAGGGCAAAUCACUCCACAAGGGAUAGUGAAAAACUGGCGUUAAGAUGAAGAGGACAGCUAGUUUGGGAUCUACAGGAUGGACUCCCAUGUCGAUUAUGGCUGACCGGAAAGACGGAAACGUAUACGACACAUCGGCAUCCAAUUAGGGCCAAAUAUUGUUGUGACAGUCGAGUCUUACGAUUAAUAUUACCCGGUCGAUUUUGACGGAUGUUCGUUGCAGUCCGUUGAACAAGUAAUAGAAGUUCGUUGUCGUGUAUCCAAAAACAGCUUUCCCACUCUAAUAUCCAAUGGGUCAGACGUACAGCCGCUUUCCAAGACCGGAUCGCGAGAUCUACACGCGUAUUUCAGAGGAGGGUGUAAAUCCUGCUUUGAAAGCCGCAUUUGAGAAAGAAUUCUGUACUACAGUAGCGAAAAGUAGAUUGCGCUUCAAAGUCGGCAACGACUACCUCCUGUUGAAGGAGGCUGCGGGUGGGUCAGCGUCGAGUAGGUCAAGAUCACCGAGUAAGUCGCCGAGUAAGUCGCCACGUGGUGGUAUGACAAGAAGUAGAGCUCCUACUUUGCCUACUAGUACAACUAGGUCACCCACUUCUGCUAACUACAACAAGUCACCAAGGAAUACCACCCAACAGCAACAAGCUCAACGUCAUAGAAGCGUCGCUCAUAGUAGUCAAAGAAGGACUAGGCCGUCUACGACAACCUCUACGGGUGGAGGCAGAAUGAGUUCACCUGUUUUUGGCAGACAUCAGGAAGACGAAAAUUAUGCUGGAUCACAGCAAGCAGAUGGUGGUGGAAACGCCAGGUUACUGGCGACGACACAAUCACUCUCUGCGUCUUCCAGCUCUAGAGUAGGGAAAGUACGUCCUAGUUUAAAACCGAAUAGAAGUCAUUCUGCGUCUCCACAGAAACGAAGAAGUCAGCGCGAUAAUCAAGAUGCUGAUGUGGAAGAUUUUUUCAGUACUGCUAACAGCAGUCCACCACCGUCAGCAGGAACUGCAGCACCAUCAUCAUCAACAAACUCGCGUUCUCGAACUAAAUUUCAGGCAAUGACGGAGCUAGAUAGAAAUUAUUCCAAGAAUUCUACUACGGGUUCCGGUUAUCUAGGAAUUUCUGGUACUAGAUCUUCACAAGGUUUGGGUGGCGAAGUAAAUCGAUAUGGGCGUAUAGAGACAGAGACUUUAAUCCAACAUCAAAGACGAGGUCCGUUGUUAGUAGGGAAGCGAAUUCCCCGUGAACCUUCGGAUUCUGAGGCUCUGGAUCGUAUAUUUUAUUAUGGAGAUCGAUAUGCUCAAGGAGAGGGUUUUUAGCGAGCGAGUAAUACUACUGAUUCAUUUUCUGAGUUAAGAACUGGAAUUUAUAGGGCGAGCUAAGGAGGCCCCUAAUAAGGUGUGU